Cucumis sativus (cucumber) is the source of this 2678-nucleotide messenger RNA. Its product is annotated as NAC domain-containing protein 40. The transcript has 4 exons. Gene Ontology annotation, biological process: regulation of DNA-templated transcription. Bases 518 to 1306 code for a protein of 262 amino acids. Gene Ontology annotation, molecular function: DNA binding. Lineage: Eukaryota; Viridiplantae; Streptophyta; Magnoliopsida; Cucurbitales; Cucurbitaceae. The record is from RefSeq and is a predicted model, not a curated record.
GGGAUGACCAAUAAGGUAAGAUUUAAGACGGAAGAAGAGGGAGUCCUCGUCAAACAACUCUACAAGUUGCUUACAACGUGGAUGAAUCCAAAACUCCACCGUUAUUUCCCUCCAACACAGAAGCUUGUCGCCAUUGCAAUGGCGCCAACAGAGCCAUCAAUUUCCGAUCAGACUGUCCAGAUAUGCCUGACAACAUACACGUUUUUUCCGCCGCCUAAUUCAACCCCCCACGCGUCAUCCACAUUCUUCAAUCCUUCAAAAUGCCUCAACCAAAUCCCCCCCGACUUCAAACCCACGAACAAGAUGAUGCUUCUCUGACCUAUCCCUUUUCCUUUUCCUCUGUUUUCUCCCUUUUCGAUACGACCUUGAAACCUGGCAAUGGCUGCUGCUGCUGAGAAUCGGGUUUCUAGGGAAGUGCAGCUUUCAAUGGCGGUUUCGUCUAUGUUUCCUGGUUUUCGCUUUUCGCCGACUGAUGAGGAGUUGAUUUCGUUUUACCUCAAGAAGAAAUUGGAAGGGUAUGAGAAGAGCGUUGAAGUCAUUGCGGACGUUGAAAUUUACAAGUACGAACCCUGGGACUUACCUGGUCAGUUCUGCUUUUAAUGCCAAGUCUAUCAUUCAAUCAGAUAAUGAGUGGUUUUUCUUCUCCCCUCGUGGAAAGAAGUACCCAAACGGUAAUCAGACGAGGAGAGCUACCGAUUUAGGCUACUGGAAAGCCACAGGGAAAGAACGUAAUGUAAAGUCAGGUUCUAACACUAUUGGUACUAAGAGGACUCUGGUUUUUCAUACUGGCCGUGCACCUAAAGGGGAAAGGACAGAGUGGAUUAUGCAUGAAUAUAACACCAAAGAUAAAGCUCAGGAUUUUCUAGUUGUUUGCCGCCUCAGGAGGAAUAAUGAAUUUCGUCAACAUAGUUGCUCAAACCGAGCUUCUUCUAGCCAAAUGAAUUUAUCCUUGUUGCAAGCUCAUUCUAGUGAGCAGGUAGAUUCUACUGAAUCCAAUCAAAAAGAUGCAGCCGAAACUACACAUGUGGAUUCAGGUGAUCAUGAUCAGAAGGAUUGUGGCUCUGAUGAUUUCUACUCCGACAUACUAAAAGAUGAUAUUAUAAAUCUGGACACUGCACCUUUGGAUGGUGCUUUGGAUCCUUUACCACUGAUUUUCCAGAGAUCAGACACAGAGAGAAGAUCCCAGCAGCGAGGGAAGCGAUGGUUUCGAAUGGCUACCGAACCAAGGCUCCGCCAAUCGAAGAAUCAGAUUGAAAAAGAGAGAAGCGACUGGAGGAAAGAAGCUAGAAAGUACGAAAAUUGGUGAUUGCAGAAACAAGGUUGAGAAAGCAAGGUUGUGUUCCACAGAAGUAUGUCAAAGCCGGUUGAUGAACACUGACUCUUGUGGUAGCAUUUCGCUUGGCUACUAUGUUCGAGUUGUGAUAUUUGUUUUGUUGAUUUUGAUGGCUUUGUUUAUGUCUCGAUGGGAGGUUUUUGGUAUACCCAAGGGACUCUGCUGAUCUUCCUAUGGCAUGCUAAUGUAAGAGGUUCUGUUAACCAAGCGAAGCAUAUCUUCAAGUGUCAAUUUUGUCAUCUUACUUCAUUAAUAUUAACUUCUUGAUAAUUUUAGGCCGAUUUUAUAUAAUUUUAGGGCAGUAUAAGAUUUUUAAAAUUAAUUUUUACAAUAAUUUGCAAUUUCCUCUCAAGUUUUAAAAAUAAAACGAUUUUAUGAUUUUUUUUUUUGAAUUUUUGGUAUAAUUUUUUAAAAAUGUUUACCAACACGGUUUUUGUUUUUGUUUAUUUCAUGGUUUUUGAAAAUUGUGUUUUAUUUCUAACUUCUUAUUUAAUACAGUGGUUACAUAGAAUUUUUAAUCAAAUUAUGUGUGUUUUUAAUAGAAGUGAAUGAUAAAAUAAUGAAACUUUGCUUAACAAAACAGCCUAAACUUAAAUUAUAUUUCAUUAUCAGAUUUCUGCAUAAGUUUGGAACCAAUUUAACCUUGACACAUUCACUCUUAUUAAAUUUUUCUAUCUUUUAUAAUUUUUAUUAAUGGAAACUGUAUUGUCGUGGGCAUGUUGGAUUAGAAAAAUUCUUAAUAAAUAGUAAAAAAGAAAAAAAAAUGAAACUAUUUUUAAAAUAUAGUAAAAUUUUUUAAGAGAAUUUUGAGUUGAAUGGAUUGGAUUGGAUUUUGCUAUAUUUUGUUUAAAGAAAUCCUAUUUUUCAUUUUUUAUUAUUUCCAAAUUGCCAACAGUGGAACCCUAUCUUCCUUUUUCUUCUCCUCCAUUUGCAACCUCUUAUCUUUUCUACAGUGAACCCCCUCCAACGAGGAUCGCAAGAUACGAGACAUCUUCCAUGCAGCAGAGCAAUGACUAGAGACAAGUGAUAAAGAGUAAAAUGAAGACGACAAUUGAUGAGAGAGGAAUCCAGAGAGAGAGAGUAGCAAUCAAACGUGUCGUGGAGGAGUCAUAGCGUUGGCUGGCGCAAGUAGAAUGAUGAUAGUUGAGCGAAACGAUGGUCGUAACUCGUAAAGUGGUAACAUAUAAAGUAUCACCACUCGUCUUUUAUAGAUAUCAUCUUUUCACUUCUUAAUUCUUUAAUGUGGGACAAGUGAAAUGUCCUACUACCAUGUGCCUUUGUCGUUCUCAAGUCUAAGAGUAAUGUGAGUCAUUCUCAACCAAUUUUAGUUACCUUUUUAUUUUCA